GCCUUUCUCCUUGGAGCUCGGGGAGGGGGCCCUUGAAGGCAGCCCACGCUGAGGCUCCAGCAAAGGAGGGGAUUCAGAGGAGGAGGAGGAGGAAGGCUCUGCGUCCAGAAGGAGCGGUGGGAGGGAAGAAAGGAAGGAAGCAAGCAAGCAAGGAAGGAAGGGGAAGAGCAAGAGCCGGGCGGCGGGAGGGGCCUCAGCCAACCAAGGCAGGAGCAGCAGCAGCAGGAGCAGCAGGAGAAGCAGCAGCGCGGUUUUGGGUCUCCCUCCGUCUUUCUCUCUCUCUCUGGCCUGCAAAGAGGGAGGAAAGGCUGCUUGCAGUGCGGAGGAAAAGCCAGGUGAGCUUCUGGAAGGGGGAAAGCCCCGAGGAGACGUGGACCUCGCUUUGCAACCUGCCCAGAGACACCUUUUUGGGGGAAGCAGCAGCAGGCAGAGCGACGCAGCUUGAAGGCGAAGCCACCGUGGUGCAAUUGGGCCGGCGAGAAGCAAGCGAGAAAAGAAGCCAGCCCUUCUUUGGCUCCUGAAGCGAGUCCAUCCCGCGCCUUCCCGCCUUCCUAGGGACUGCGUCGCUUGCGGCAAAGCGCCCGGUUGCUGGAGUGUAUUAGAAAACCUGACUGCAUCAAUGAGUGGGUUGACUGUCUCUCUCAACUCCAGGCUGUUCGCAACUUAAAAAGAUGCAGACAGUAACUGAGAAUGGAGAUCCCUCUAUUGGAAAACAAAAUGAGGAGAAAACGUAUAAAAAGACUGCAUCGUCAGCUAUCAAAGGUACCAUACAGCUGGGUAUAGGAUACACCGUGGGCAACCUCACAUCUAAACCUGACCGAGAUGUACUUAUGCAAGACUUCUAUGUCGUAGAAAGUGUCUUUCUUCCCAGUGAAGGGAGCAAUUUGACUCCUGCUCACCAUUAUCCAGACUUCAGAUUUAAAACGUAUGCUCCUCUUGCCUUCCGCUACUUCAGAGAACUUUUUGGUAUUAAGCCUGAUGACUACUUGUAUUCAAUUUGCAGCGAACCUUUAAUAGAACUAUCCAACCCUGGUGCGAGUGGAUCCUUGUUCUUUGUCACCAGUGAUGACGAGUUCAUAAUCAAAACAGUUCAACACAAAGAAGCAGAGUUCCUUCAGAAACUGUUGCCUGGCUACUACAUGAAUCUCAACCAGAAUCCAAGGACACUCUUGCCAAAAUUUUAUGGACUAUAUUGCGUCCAGUCAGGGGGUAUUAAUAUCCGGAUAGUUGUGAUGAACAAUGUUCUGCCUCGAGCACUGAAAAUGCAUUUCACAUAUGACUUGAAAGGCUCAACAUACAAAAGGAGGGCAUCCAGGAAAGAGCGAGAGAAGUCCAACCCCACCUUUAAAGAUUUGGAUUUUCUGCAAGACAUGCAUGAAGGAUUGUAUUUUGACUCCGAAACCUACAGUGCACUAAUGAAAACUCUACAGCGGGAUUGCAGAGUAUUGGAAAGCUUUAAAAUUAUGGAUUACAGUUUACUUCUUGGAAUCCACACGCUGGACAACGCUGCAAAAGAGAGAGAAGGGGAGACUUCUCAGAACACCUCUGAUUCAAAACGCCCAGCAGGACAAAGAGUUCUCUAUUCUACCGCUAUGGAAUCGAUACAGGGUCCAGGAAAAUCUGGGGACUGUGUCAUCACAGAGAGCACUAACACAAUGGGAGGAAUUCCAGCUAAAAGCCACAGAGGAGAAAAGCUGCUACUGUUCAUGGGCAUCAUUGAUAUCCUACAGUCUUACAGAUUAAUAAAGAAAUUGGAACAUUCCUGGAAGGCACUUGUUUAUGAUGGAGACACUGUUUCAGUGCAUAGGCCAAGUUUUUACGCUGACAGAUUUUUAAAGUUUAUGAGUUCCAGAGUGUUCAAAAAGAAUCAAACCUUAAAGUCCUCUCCCUCCAAGAAAAGAUGUAAUUCCAUUGCUGCUCUUAAAGCGACAUCACAGGAAUUUGUAUCUGUGGUUAGCCAUGACUGGAAAGAUGAAAAACAUGACUUGCUUACAGAGGGACAGAGCUAUUGUAGUCUUGAUGAAGAAGUAUUAGCCUCCCGACACAGACCAGAUUUAGUGCCAAGCUCAGCCUCUCUGUUUGAAGCAGCUUCUUUAGCGACCACAAUUUCUUCUUCCUCCCUGUUUGCAGAUGACCAAUAUCAACAAGAUGGAUCUAGGUUUUAUUCUAGCAGUAAAGUGUUGCCUUCAAGUUCAACGUUCACCUUAGAAGACAGUGCUAUCUGCUUGACUUCAGAACAGAGCACAGUAGAGACCGAGAAUGAUAAUGCUUCCGUACUGGAUAUAUACUUAAGGAGGAAUAGCAGCUGCUCGGAAAGAAAAGAGUAACAAUCCAUGAAAGAAAGAAAAAACAACAACAGUGUAUUUGAAGUAAAGAAAAGCACUUUCUGCACUCCAGAUUUGCAAGGAAGAUUUGCUGAGCCUCAUAAGCGAAAAGAUGUGAUCAAGCGAACUUCUGUGGCAAAUGGCGAUGGAUUCUUGCACCCUAGAAAUGCCCCUUUAGACUUGUGGAUGAGACAUGAAACAUUCCACCCUUUACUCUGACGUGCUGCUGCCUGCUGAACUGUGAAGAACCGCAUACAUCAUAUCUUAAGCUGCUUCCUCUACUGCUGCCAAUCAUCUUUUCAGGACAUGAAAGUGAUAUUUUCUUAUUGACUCUCACGUGAUUUUUCAUUUGCAUGUACUUGGUGAUUAUGCACAAAACAAAGUAUCUAAUCUGCUUUGCCUAUUUAAAAAAGCCAUCAUCACACUGGUGAUUAUUAUGUAAAUCAAUUCUGCUUUUCCUCU
Messenger RNA from Anolis sagrei ordinatus, 2786 nucleotides. It is a transcript of the gene PIP5K1B, whose product is annotated as phosphatidylinositol-4-phosphate 5-kinase type 1 beta. Gene Ontology annotation, cellular component: plasma membrane. The record is from RefSeq and is a predicted model, not a curated record. Gene Ontology annotation, biological process: phosphatidylinositol phosphate biosynthetic process. Lineage: Eukaryota; Metazoa; Chordata; Lepidosauria; Squamata; Anolidae. Gene Ontology annotation, molecular function: 1-phosphatidylinositol-4-phosphate 5-kinase activity.